AUGCACUUAGCUCAAGCCACUACUCGUGAAGAAGCUCUGGUUUUAAUCCAUUGGUUUCAUGCCAAGCAUAGAAAGAGCAGCCUGCAGUUGAUGAAAGAACAUUACCGGUCUCCCAAGGCUAUUCUUGAGUUUCCCAACAGAGGGAGGUAUGACUUGGAGAAUUCCUGCCACGGUUUACUUUGCUUUGUAAAAUGUGGCAAAGAGGAGGAAGCCUUUGUAUCUAAUCCUCUCAAAGGAGAGCCUCUCAUGCUGCCACGGUCCAUAAUCGUGUCCCGCUGGCCACACUUGGACAGGUAUGGAUUGGGGUUUGAUUCUUCAACUAAAAGGUAUAAGAUUGUUCGCGUAUUUUUUCGGGAUUUUGAUCGGGCCAACCAAGGGUACCAGUUGGGUGCUGAGGUAUAUACAAUGGGAACCACAAGCUCAUGGAGAGAGAUCAGCCAAGUUCCUUGUUAUCCUCUUUAUAAAAAGGGUGUAUAUGCAAAUGGUGCGCUGCACUGGCUGGUUAACCAUGAAUUCAGUCCUGAUGAUUUGAAGAGCAUGGUGAUUUCUUUUGACUUCAGACAAGAGGAAUUUAAGUCAAUCCCUCAUCAAGAAUUCUCCUCAAAAGUUUCAAAGUGGUUUGAGUUGGUCGACCUGAGAGGCUAUCUGGGUAUGGUUGAUUUUUCAUUGGGUACACACAUUGAGAUAUGGAAGUUGAAGGAUUACGAGAAGAAAGAGUGGGUGAGAGAGUAUAGAAUUGACAUAAAACCACCACAUGGAGUGCCUAUUAAUGAAUACAUUGAAGUGGUAGGUCUAAUGGAAGAUGGUGAAAUAUUGCUGAAACACUAUGAGACGUUGGUGGCUUACAAUUCAAAGAUCAAUGGUCUAAGAUGCAUACAGAUUCUCAGCGGCGGUCUUCAGAUGGAUACAACACAAGUUUAUGUCUAUACAGGGAGCCUAGUUUCACCCUCGCAGUAA
Vitis vinifera (wine grape) is the source of this 957-nucleotide messenger RNA. Its product is annotated as F-box protein At3g07870. The coding region runs from base 1 to 957 and encodes 318 amino acids. The transcript has a single exon. The record is from RefSeq and is a predicted model, not a curated record. Lineage: Eukaryota; Viridiplantae; Streptophyta; Magnoliopsida; Vitales; Vitaceae.